Molecule: messenger RNA, 1479 nt
Organism: Aplosporella prunicola CBS 121167
Lineage: Eukaryota; Fungi; Ascomycota; Dothideomycetes; Botryosphaeriales; Aplosporellaceae
Exons: 3
Coding region: 102-1184 (360 amino acids)
Source: RefSeq, a predicted model, not a curated record
UCCCCCCUCCGACCACCCGUCCGCUCCCCUGGGUGCUGCACCGACCCGUAUAUAUUACUGCUGCACCCUUACUUUUUCCCCACAACCAACAAACCUAAGCCAUGAGUUCCCCCGGCCCGGACGACCGUCGCCAGAGCAUUGGCAAGUAUGUCAAGCGUCUGCGCACCGUCCUGAAGCGCAAGGACUCGACCAAGGACUCUUCUUCUGCCAGCGACUCCAAGAAACCCACCGCCCAAGCCCAGGCCCCCAAGCCCACCCAAGCCCAAGCCUCUGCCCAAGCCGUCGAGUCCAAGCCCAAGCCCGAGUCCAAGCCCGUCACCUCCACCACCGGCCAAACCGCUUACCAGCGCAGCGCCGCCCAGCAGGAGCGUGCCCGCGCCCUCUUCGCCAAGUACGGCCUCACUCUCGAGGCGCACGAGUGGAUCACGACCGGCGCCGCCAACGACAAUGUGCAGCGCGUCGAGAAGCCGAUCCGCAUGCGCGUCCACCGCCAAUGUCACCGCUGCAUGACGACGUUUGGCGCCGACCGCGUUUGCCAGAAGUGCGAACACACGCGCUGCAAGAAGUGCCCGCGCUACCCGAUCAAGAAGAAGGGCAAGGAACCCGAGACCAGCGCCGCCGCCGCCACUACCAAGACGCCCGAGAAGACCGCCGCUGCGAAGCCCGCCAAGAAGCCCGAGUACCUGACGAUCAAGAGCCGCACCGGCGGCCCCGACCUCGAGCGCCGUCCUCCCAAGCAGCGUGUCCGCCGAACCUGCCACAAGUGUGGCGACCUGUUCAUUCCUCCCACCGCCACCGUUUGCACCGGCUGUUCGCACACGCGCUGCACCAAGUGCCCCCGCGACCCUGCCAAGAAGAAGAAGUGGCCCGACGGUUACCCAGGUGACGCCCCGGCUUCCGAAUCCGAAUCCGAGCCAGAGGUGCACCGCCAGCCCAAGCCGGAACGUACGUGGAGGAAGCCGCGCAUGCGGGUGCGCUGGCAAUGCGAGGAUUGCGACACGUUCUUUGUGGACAAGUCUAAAGAAUGCGCCAACUGCGGACACGAACGCUGCCCUACCUGCACUCGUCUCCCGCCCAAGAAGAUCAAGAAGGAACCCGAUCCGGAGACGCUCCGGGCUGUGGAGGAAAAGCUCGCGCGCUUCAUGAUGGAAGAUACACCCGGGGAGUCGGCCACGUCGGCCUAAGGCUGCAGCAUGGCAGCAUGAUGAAACACCUCAUAAUGAUUUCCUUUUCCUUUGCUGCAUAUCCAUUCACAGCAAGCAAGCAAGCAAGCAAGCAAGCAAGCAAGCAAGCAAGCAAGGUCACUUUAGUCACUUCGGGAAUGCAUCCGUUUGAUACCUUUCGCCAAAGGCACGGAGGAUAAGGGGUAUUUUUUGGAAAGUUUAGUGAGAAAGAGAAAGGAAUUGAGGUUGAUAGGGGGCACGGAUGGUGGCCCUGCAAACGGUCACCGGUACCCUGACUUUUUUUUUUUUUUUUUUU